Molecule: messenger RNA, 3116 nt
Organism: Phodopus roborovskii (desert hamster)
Lineage: Eukaryota; Metazoa; Chordata; Mammalia; Rodentia; Cricetidae
Gene: Erlin1
Product: ER lipid raft associated 1
Exons: 12
Coding region: 89-1132 (347 amino acids)
Biological process (GO): SREBP signaling pathway
Cellular component (GO): endoplasmic reticulum; endoplasmic reticulum membrane
Molecular function (GO): cholesterol binding; ubiquitin protein ligase binding
Source: RefSeq, a predicted model, not a curated record
GGGGCCGGCUGUUGGCAGCAGUUGGCGGGGCCGGGAGGCGGCUGCACGUGCGGGCGGGGGCGAUGCGUCACUGACCGGAGGGACAAGGAUGAACAUGACUCAAGCCCGGGUGCUGGUGGCCGCAGUGGUGGGGCUGGUGGUGGUCCUGCUUUACGCCUCCAUCCACAAGAUUGAGGAGGGACACCUGGCCGUGUACUACAGGGGAGGAGCUUUACUAACUAGCCCCAGUGGACCAGGCUAUCAUAUCAUGUUGCCUUUCAUUACUACGUUCAGAUCUGUACAGACAACAUUACAAACGGAUGAAGUUAAAAAUGUGCCUUGUGGAACAAGUGGUGGGGUCAUGAUCUAUAUUGACCGAAUAGAAGUGGUUAAUAUGUUGGCUCCUUAUGCAGUGUUUGACAUUGUGAGGAACUACACUGCAGAUUAUGACAAGACUUUAAUCUUCAAUAAGAUCCACCAUGAGCUGAACCAGUUUUGCAGUGCCCACACACUUCAAGAAGUUUACAUAGAAUUAUUUGAUCAAAUAGAUGAAAACCUGAAGCAGGCACUGCAGAAGGACUUAAAUGUCAUGGCCCCAGGCCUCACUAUCCAGGCUGUGCGUGUUACAAAACCCAAAAUCCCAGAAGCCAUAAGAAGAAAUUUUGAGUUAAUGGAGGCAGAGAAGACAAAACUUCUUAUAGCUGCACAGAAACAAAAGGUUGUGGAGAAAGAAGCUGAGACAGAGAGGAAAAGGGCUGUUAUAGAAGCAGAGAAGAUUGCACAAGUGGCAAAAAUUCGCUUUCAACAGAAGGUGAUGGAGAAAGAAACUGAAAAGCGCAUUUCUGAGAUUGAAGAUGCUGCAUUCCUGGCCCGAGAGAAGGCGAAAGCAGAUGCUGAGUAUUAUGCUGCACACAAAUAUGCCACCUCAAACAAGCACAAAUUGACCCCAGAAUACCUGGAGCUCAAGAAGUACCAAGCCAUCGCUUCUAACAGUAAGAUCUACUUUGGCAGCAACAUCCCUAACAUGUUUGUGGACUCCUGUGCUUUGAAAUAUUCUGAUGUUAGGACUGGAAGAGAAGUCUCCUUUCCCCCUGAGGAGGCUCUUGAACCCUCUGGAGAGAGCCCCAUCCAAAACAAAGAGAACACAAGUUGAUGCAAGAGGUGGAAAUGCUCUCCCAUAUCAAGGUGUGACCCAAGGGGCUAAGUGGGAACAGUGAUUAUGUGGACUCUUCAGAUUCACAGAGCAUUUGUGCUCUGUUGUGACUUCUCUUGUCAUGGUCCUGGUUUGCCAGCUGACUGCAGGAUAGGACCAGCUGUCUGGCGCUCAAGUGGUCUUUGCAGCCACAGUCUUAUCAAGUAUCCUGUAUGUUUUCCUUUGUAAACUGGUACUCAUGAGUGAGGGGAAGUGACGCUAACAUACUGCCUGCACUGGAAUGUCAAACACUAUAUAACAAGCUGUGGUUUUUGUUUUGUUUUGUUUUUUUAAGCUGAGGUCUAUUAAAUAAUGUUUACAUUGGUCCUUGGGGACUUGUGUGCUCAGACAUUCAAGAGCUAGGAGGCCAGAGAAAAAGACCACCAGAAGAUGGUUAAGUUAAAGAAGACUGUGACACUUGGGACCCAGGCUCUCUUUAAAGUCCUGUGCCAGCAUUCCUACAUGUGAUUAACAGCCAGGCCUCUGGAUUCCUAAGAAAUGAUCUUCCAGUUGAGCAACCAUUUACUUGAUACAAUUUGUACCUUUCUGUUUUCCUGCAGUCAGGUUGGUGGCCUGCAGGGACACACACUUUGCCACCCAACCAGAGGUUUCUCGAAGAGGUUCCUGAUCAUGCAUUUAUUGCAUUCAAGAAAGCAGCUGAAAUUUAAGGGAAAUAAAACCUGCACAGCACCAAAACUGUGGGGGCCUGUAUUUCUGUAUUGGGUAAUGAUGUCAAUAUCACUGCCCAGCCCACGUGUGACUAAAGUGCUUGGUUUUAACCACAGACAACUGUUUAGAUGUCUUGGAACAAGGCUUUAACCUGAUACAGGAGCAAUGUACAAUCCCUAAUUGGCUGCACAGUAUUAUAUCAUAAUUGCAGGGCGUUUGUAUUUUAAAACUGGAUUUGGGGUACAUUCAUUUGCCCCAGCAUUUCUGUCUAAAGGUCAAGGUUCUAGGGCUGCCAUGGUUGUUAACACACUGAGUCUUCUUAAAGUCGUUCACAAAGUGUGGAGCCAAGUAACCUAGAGAGCAUCCUCGGCAAUCUUUGUAGCCUUCCCUCUGACCCUUGGAUGCUGGUAUCAAAGUUGCUUUUCCAACUUUCACCUCUAGGAAAUCAGAAUUCUAUUGACUUCCUGGCCAGCCGUUGAAUUUAUUUUCCAUAAGAAGAUAACAGAGUUAACCUGUGGCUAUAGGAGAUCUGUUUCAUCCUGACCUUUUUUCCCCUAUCAAAUUAACUUUCCUGUAACAUUAUGCUGCACAGGUAGACCUGAGUCUGGCAAGCUUGUUGACAGCUCUUGUGUAUACUGUGUUGAAGCCAGACAGAAAAGUAAUGGGACCACUUCCUGAAACCUCUCAGCCAUUGCCCACAACAGCUGAAGGGUUGUGCCAAACAUUUUCUUCGAAAAGGAAAGCCCAGAUUUGAAUGGGUCUUUUCCCCAGGCCUUAUAGUGUAGAGGCAUUUGUAAUAUGGAGAAAAUAAUUUUUCUCAUUUAAUAAUAUAAAUUACCCUUAAGUGACUUUUGUGUUCUUUAGCCCUUGUUUCAAGAAUUUUUGAACUAUAUAAAUAUACCUGUCAUAUUGUUGCUGCGGAUAAAUAAUGAUUGCUGUGGGAUAUCUGGAUCAUUGAGCUUUAUGCUUUCAUUUCUAGAGAUGUUUCUUAUUCCCAUUAGUGAAUGGCUGUUGUUCCAAAGUGAUGGCUGUGGGUUUUCUUAACCAGCCACAGGCCCUGUUGGCUGGGCUGAGGAACGGGGAGGGAAGUGCCAUUGUCAAAAGAUUACAGAAAGCACUUCCACUUGAGCUCCCCCAGUGGGGUGAGCUUCCACAUGCCCGCCCAUCCUUCAGGGAUGUUCCUUUUGGUAAAUAUACACUGUAAUCUUCAAGUCUAAAUUUAUAUGUGAAAGCUACCUUUUUAAAAAUAAGAACCUAAAUAAAAUUAUUUUCCUAC